AUUGAAUAUGUCAUUGGAAGAUAAAUAGCAAUUUUUGGUUGAUGAAAUCAUCAAUAAGGGGUAUGAUAGUGAGGACUUUACUAAAUACAUGGAUAGAAAGAAAGAAAAUGGUGGAUAAGAUUUGGAUGUCUGGCAGAUGGAAGAAUUGAAAUAAGCAGUCUUAGAUUAUUAAAAAAUGAAGAACGCAAUGAUGCAAAUCGUUGAUGAUGAUAUUGGAUUUAAGAAGAAGAUAGAUUGCUAAAAGUUAAUUGGCACUGAAAUAGGAAACACAAAUAAUGUACAAAUUUCAAUUGAAAAGUAUAAAUGAUAUCUAUGUUAGCUUCGAUAAGAAGGAUACAGGAUUCUUUAGUCUUAGUAAAUCAUAUGUAAAUUAUAGAAUUGUUACAUAACCAUUUUAAUGGGCUGUCACCAGGAGAUAUUCAGAUUUCGAAUGGUUAAGGGAAAUCUUAACCAAAUAAUACCCUGGAGUAUUUGUACCUCCUAUUGCUAAUAAAACUCCAACUAGAUAAUUCAGCGAUGCUUACUUAGAAAAAAGAAUGAAAUUCUUAGAAGUAAAUAUUCAAUUCCUAAGUUUUUAGAAAUUCUUAAAUCAUUUACUUAAUUCAACUGUUCUUAAGAAUGAUAAGUAUUUUUGCGAAUUCUUAAGAAUGUAAGAUGAAAAAGAAUUCAAAUCCCUUCAAACAGCCUCAGAGAAAGUCCAAAAAACAACUAAGUUAGAUAAAGUUCUUAGUGAAACAGGAUAAAUUGAAGUAGCUUUCAAUCCUUAAACUGAUAAUUACAUUAGAGCUGCUGGCAAUUUAAUGACAAGUUUAAAUCUAGACUUUGAUGUGUAAAAUUACUUCUUUAUUAUUAGAAUUAUGAAAUAAUCUAAAAAAAUGUUACAAGAUUUUGAGAUAGUAUCUGCAACUAUGUUUUAAAUGGGGGAGUCUUUUGAAUUGCUUACCAAUCAUAUUAAUUAAUUUAAUUCCGCUGUGUAAGAGCCAGAAAAGAUCUUGAAAUUCGAAGCAGUCACAAUUACAUUAAAUAAUAUGAUGAUGAUAUGGGGUAGAAAUUUUUAGAAUUACUAAAAUUAUAUCUAAGAUAACUUUAGAAAUUUCUUCAAAUAUCAUGACAAAGAGAUUGCUCAAUUGAAAGAACAUCUAUUGUUAAGACAAUAAAGUCAAGCUGAAUACUUAAAGUAUAAGGAGCGUUUGGAUUUGAAAAAAGAAAAGUUUUAUUAAUUAAAGGAAUUUAAUAAAUGGGAAGUCUCUAAGGAAGUCUUGGAUGAACUCAAACUAAAUAUUGAUAAUAAAAAAUUUUGUUUGAGUGUCAUGCUACCUAAAGAAACAUCAUUGUAAAAUGAUUUAAGGGAUACAUAUGCUUAUUAUAAUUUGUCUGCAUAUAAUGAAAUAAAGAGAGUCUUUGACUAGAAUAUUGAUAUUUAUGCAAAGCAUUUUAUUAAAUUUGCUGAUAGUCAAGCUAACAAUCUGACCAAGGUAAAAUCUAAGUUUAUAUUUUUAGAUGCAUGUUACAUGGGCUGAUAUACAAGGUAAUUUACAAGGAUUGGACUUAAUUACAUAACACGAUCAAAAAGUCUAAAUUAUGCAGUAGCCAAAGGCAAAGGUUUGA
Molecule: messenger RNA, 1608 nt
Organism: Paramecium octaurelia
Lineage: Eukaryota; Ciliophora; Oligohymenophorea; Peniculida; Parameciidae
Source: the annotation of a GenBank genome assembly